AUGAUCUUAAAUUCGGCAAGAAAUUUAUUAUUGAAAAGUACAUUAUCAAAGAAUUUGGUAUUAAAUCAAAAUGGUUUAUUACAUAAAUCGAUUCAAAGUACUUUUACAAGGUAUCCUUUAAAAAAAUAUCCGUCAAGAUCAUUUUGUAAUGAUUCACAAGCUGCUAUAGUACCAUUAUUACCAACAUUAUUAUUUUCAAUACCAUUAUUUGUACCAUAUUUCUUAACAUUAAGAAUAAUAGCAUCAAAAACACUUUCACCACAAAUUAGAACCAAAUUAACUUAUUCAUUGGGAUCCACUUUAUUAACUGUACCUACAAUAUUUUUAUUUACAUCAGAUAUUGCACCAAAUACAUAUAGAAAAAGAUUCAUGUUAUUAUGGCCUUGGGAAGAAACAAAAUUGAUUGAUAAAGCUAAUGAAUGUGUUGAAAAUGUUCUUGGAUCUGAAGAAAUAAUACCUGAAAAUGAUAAUCGAAGUAAAUUAAUUAAUCAUAUAUUAGAUCGAAUUUGGAAAUAUAAUAAUAAAAUUAAUUUUAAUUUUAAAAAACCGACGAUUUAUUUAAUUAAAAAUGAUGACAUGUUAGAUGGUGUAUCUUACCCUUGUUCUGUUAUAACUUUAACUACUUCUUGGUUACGUUUAGUUGAUUAUGAUGAAGAUUUAUUAGCAGCUGUAUUAUCUCAUGAAAUUGCUCAUAUAUUACAAAAUCAUGCUUCCGAAUUUUAUGGUUUAUCAUUUACAUUUAAAGCAUUAACUCAACUUCAUGAUAUGUUUUAUGAUUUUUUAAAAUUAUUACCAGGAAUUAAUAAAGAGAAUAUUAAUAAUUGGAUCAGACCUUUAAUUUAUUUACAAAAACAUUCUCAAAUUUUAGAAAAGGAAGCUGAUUUAUUAGGUCAAGAAAUAAUGGCUAAUGCUGGUUAUGAUCCCGCUAAUGCUAUUAAAUUAUGGGAAUUAAUGUGUAAUAUAUCUUCAACUCAAGUUCCUGAUGAAUCUCAUCAUGAUGAUGGUCAUGGUGUUCGUCAUUCUAGUGAAUCUUCUCAUCCUUCUAAAGAACAAAGGGUUAAAUAUCUUACAGAAAAUUUAAUUAAUGUACAAAAAAUUUAUUUUAAUACAAUUACUGAUAAUAAUAAUAAUUUUAAAUCAUUUAAUUAUGAUUUAGGAUUAAGAAGAUUGGAAUUUACUAUUUGGGCUAUAUUCGGUAAAAAUUUAACCUAA
Molecule: messenger RNA, 1212 nt
Organism: Rhizophagus irregularis DAOM 181602=DAOM 197198
Lineage: Eukaryota; Fungi; Glomeromycota; Glomeromycetes; Glomerales; Glomeraceae
Cellular component (GO): membrane
Molecular function (GO): metalloendopeptidase activity
Source: RefSeq, a predicted model, not a curated record